AUUACAGAAGUUUGUGGAGCCAAACGUGUGGGUUAUUUUGGUCCUGCUCAAUUUUAUAUUGCUUUGAAGUUAAUUGCGGCAGCGCAGUCAGGGUUCCCAGUACGAAUUGAGAGCAUUAAGAAUGAAUUGCCUCUGCCGCGGUUUAUGGCGUUGAAAAAUGUCAGUGAAGUACGUUACGGGACUCCAGCAGAACUCCAUGGAGUUAAAUUUCAGGUUCCACAUGCAACUUUGGAAAAAAAAUCCUACAAAAGAACAGAUGAAGGGGACAAACAGGAACCCAAGUCUCCACCGAUGUCUCCAAUCUGCUCACCUCCUGCUUCUCCCUCUACUUACCAGAGAAUACCCUUAAGUUAUGGAUACAGUAAAUCAAGAAGCGGGCUGGAGCAGCAGCAUGGAGCUCCUUAUGAAGUCAGACACUCUACUCACCAGCAAGAUGGACCAUCAUCAGGGAGUUAUGGAGCUAAACCUGCAGUCGCCUGUUCAACUCUUAAUCGGUCUCUUUCAGUGGAGCGGGAGCAGCAGGACAGCAGCGCCCACUACUCAGAUGACCCUUGGAGGAUAACAGAGGAGCAGCGAGACUACUACAUCAACCAGUUCAGGUCCCUGCAGCCUGACCUGAACUCCUUUAUUUCAGGUUCUGUGGCAAAGAAUUUCUUCACAAAAUCAAAGCUGCCCAUCCCAGAGCUUUCUCACAUCUGGGAGCUGAGCGACGUGGAUUGUGAUGGGGCGCUGACACUCCCAGAGUUUUGUGCUGCUUUCCACCUCGUGGUUGCGAGGAAGAAUGGUUACCAGCUGCCGGAGGCACUGCCGGAGACGCUGCUGCCCGAGUACCUUCAAGCAGCUUCUUUGAAGCCCAUGCGUGACUCUGCACUAUUUGAGUCUUAUUCUGAGACAUUGCCAGGCGGUCAGCAGGCUCGGGACUUCAGUCGGACAGAGAAGGCAUCAGCUGAAGAGGUACCUGAUAACUCUGCCCUGUUACAAGAUGCAAAGAAAGAUGAAAAACAAGCUCUUAAAGUAAACACUGCUCUCAAAACGAUACCAAAGGAAUUUCAGCACUUGACUGUGAAAACAGCUGCUCAGGAAUCUAAUGCACUUAGAGCCAGACCACGAUCCAGGUCUUAUUCUAGCACAUCAAUAGAGGAUGCCAUGAAAAAGGGAGAAGAGCCCCCAACUCCGCCUCCAAGGCCACAGAAAUCACAUUCCAGAGCUUCCUCUUUGGAUCUGAACAAAAUAUUUCAACAAAACACACAAGCUGUGAGGUCUGGCUGGCUGCCCCCACCACCACCUGCACUGCCCCCUCGACCUUCUGUAUCUCAGACAGAGCAAGUAUCUGAGGUUGAAUUACAUCCUCAGAUGAACAGACCCCCGUCGCAGGCAGAAGAAAACAGUUCAGCAAAAAAGGAGGUUGUUCUCUCUCAGCCACCCUCCAAACCUGCCCGCAGGAAGCUCCGGACGGAGGUGCAGGGGCUGGAGACCCCCGAGCUUUCUCCCACUAUAAAUGUGACUUCUUCCCUGACAGCAGUCAAGCCUCACCUCCCAGUUCAAAAACAGUCUUCCAAGCAGAAACGGGCUAUUCAGACCGCUAUACGAAAAAACAAAGAAGCCAAUGCUGUGCUCACCAGGUUGAACAGUGAGCUCCAGCAGCAGCUGAAGGAGGUUCACAAGGAACGAAUUGCCUUGGAAACGCAGCUGGAGCAGCUACGUCCUGUCACUGUCUUGUGA
Molecule: messenger RNA, 1722 nt
Organism: Pterocles gutturalis (yellow-throated sandgrouse)
Lineage: Eukaryota; Metazoa; Chordata; Aves; Pterocliformes; Pteroclidae
Gene: REPS2
Product: RALBP1 associated Eps domain containing 2
Exons: 17
Biological process (GO): endocytosis; endosomal transport
Cellular component (GO): cytoplasm; plasma membrane
Molecular function (GO): protein binding; calcium ion binding
Source: RefSeq, a predicted model, not a curated record